CCCCCCCCCCCCCCCCCCGCUCGCUCCCUGUCAGUGCGGUGGCUGCGCCGGGAAACAUGGCGUCUGAGGGGAUGAUCUUAACGAACCACGACCACCAAAUCCGCGUCGGGGUCCUCACAGUGAGUGACAGUUGCUUCAGGAACCUUGCCGAGGAUCGUAGUGGGAUAAACCUUAAAGAUCUGGUCCAAGACCCUUCUUUGUUGGGUGGGACUAUAUCUGCAUACAAGAUAGUGCCAGAUGAAAUAGAAGAAAUCAAGGAGACGCUGAUAGAUUGGUGUGAUGAAAAGGAGCUUAAUUUGAUUUUAACAACUGGAGGAACAGGGUUUGCACCACGAGAUGUCACUCCAGAGGCCACUAAAGAAGUAAUAGAGCGAGAAGCCCCAGGGAUGGCCCUGGCAAUGCUGAUGGGAUCACUUAAUGUUACUCCUCUAGGCAUGCUCUCUAGACCUGUGUGUGGAAUCAGAGGGAAAACUCUCAUAAUUAAUCUGCCAGGUAGCAAGAAAGGGUCCCAGGAAUGCUUUCAGUUUAUACUGCCAGCCCUACCUCACGCCAUUGAUCUUUUGCGGGAUGCCAUUGUAAAAGUAAAGGAGGUGCACGAUGAGCUUGAAGAUCUACCUUCACCACCACCUCCUCUUUCUCCUCCUCCAACCACCAGCCCUCACAAGCAGACAGAAGACAAAGGAGUACAGUGUGAGGAAGAGGAGGAAGAGAAGAAGGAUAGUGGAGUUGCCUCAACAGAGGACAGUUCUUCUUCACAUAUAACAGCAGCAGCCAUUGCAGCUAAGAAGCAUCCAUCCUACACCAGUUCAGCUGUUAUCAUGGCAAAAGGUGAACAGCCCAUCCCUGGUCUCAUCAGUUAUUGCCAUCAUGCAGCAGGCAGUGCAGGAGAACCGAUUCCAGAUUCCAUCAUCUCUCGUGGUGUUCAGGUGCUUCCACGUGAUACAGCCUCCCUCAGUACUACUCCUUCAGAAUCUCCUCGUGCCCAGGCCACCUCUCGUCUCUCCACUGCAUCCUGCCCGACACCAAAACAAAUUAGACGGCCGGAUGAAAGCAAAGGAGUUGCUAGUAGAGUUGGAUCCCUCAAAGCUCGGCUCCCUUCGUGCUCAUCCACCUAUAGUGUUUCUGAGCUCCACUAUAGGUUGGAAGGGCUUAAAGAUGAACUGAGGAGGAAUAGAGGCUACAACUCGAGAGUCCAGUCUAGGUGCAGCAGCAAGGAGAACAUCCUUAGAGCAAGUCACAGUGCUGUUGACAUUACCAAGGUAGCAAGAAGACACCGCAUGUCUCCAUUCCCAUUGACAUCUAUGGACAAGGCCUUCAUCACAGUUCUGGAGAUGACCCCAGUGCUUGGAACAGAAAUCAUCAAUUACAGAGAUGGAAUGGGCCGAGUCCUUGCUCAAGAUGUAUAUGCAAAAGAUAAUCUACCACCAUUUCCAGCAUCAGUAAAAGAUGGCUAUGCUGUCAGAGCUGCUGAUGGCCCCGGAGAUCGAUUCAUCAUAGGGGAAUCCCAGGCUGGUGAGCAGCCAACUCAGACUGUGAUGCCUGGUCAGGUAAUGCGCGUUACAACCGGUGCUCCAAUUCCAUGUGGUGCUGAUGCAGUGGUGCAAGUGGAAGAUACAGAGCUCAUCAGGGAAUCAGAUGAUGGCACAGAAGAACUAGAGGUUCGAAUCCUGGUGCAGGCUCGACCCGGCCAAGAUAUCAGACCUAUAGGGCAUGACAUUAAAAGAGGUGAAUGUGUGCUGGCUAAAGGAACCCACAUGGGUCCAUCUGAGAUUGGUCUCUUAGCAACUGUUGGAGUAACCGAAGUAGAAGUUAACAAGUUUCCAGUGGUUGCAGUCAUGUCAACAGGGAAUGAGCUACUUAAUCCUGAAGAUGACCUCUUACCAGGAAAGAUUCGGGACAGUAACCGUUCAACUCUCCUAGCUACAAUCCAAGAACAUGGCUACCCAACAAUCAACUUGGGAAUUGUGGGAGAUAAGAAGCCAGAUGUUUUUAAAGAAGAAGGGACACAGAGCUUCCAGAACACUGCGGAGACAGGCCUACCAGAUUGCCCAGAUGAUUUACUGAAUGCACUGAAUGAGGGUAUCAGCCGUGCUGAUGUGAUCAUUACAUCAGGAGGUGUAUCUAUGGGGGAAAAGGACUAUCUUAAACAGGUGCUGGAUAUUGAUCUUCAUGCACAGAUUCACUUUGGCAGAGUUUUUAUGAAACCAGGCCUGCCGACAACUUUUGCAACUCUGGAUAUUGAUGGUGUAAGAAAAAUAAUCUUUGCGCUCCCAGGCAACCCUGUGUCAGCUGUUGUCACCUGCAAUCUCUUUGUUGUUCCCGCACUGAGGAAAAUGCAGGGUAUCCUGGAUCCUCGGCCCACCAUCAUCAAAGCCAGGUUAUCAUGUGAUGUAAAAUUGGACCCCCGCCCAGAAUAUCAUCGGUGCAUACUGACUUGGCAUCACCAAGAACCACUACCUUGGGCACAGAGUACAGGGAAUCAGAUGAGCAGUCGUCUGAUGAGUAUGCGCAGUGCCAAUGGACUGUUGAUGCUACCUCCAAAGACAGAGCAGUAUGUGGAGCUUCACAAGGGGGAGGUGGUGGAUGUCAUGGUCAUUGGAAGGCUAUGAUGUCACCAGCAAGAACGAAGCUUUGAUGCAUGUCCACAUAUCAUUGACUGUAUCCUGUAAUAUGCAACGGCACAGCUAGUUUUUCUGAUUUGGAUAACAGUUGAUCAGUAUAGUCAACAUCUUGAAUUAUAUUUCAAAUGGAAUUUAAAUAAAUACCUUUUAAAAAAAACUUUAAAACAAAUCUUAACAAAGAAAUUUAUUCUGAUUAUAUCAAAGCAACUUUUUCCUUUCCUUGCAAUUGCUUUGUGUGUUCAAUGCUAGUUCUAAUAGCGGUAGCUUUUAGUAGACAGCAGUAGGUGCCUGCAGAACUUGUGUUUUUUCUCAUCUUUAAGAUACAACUACUUAUGCUCUUAAAAUAAGGCUGUCUGCUUAUUUAUACUAGCGUAGACAACACUUGGAUUUCCCUUAUUAGUAUGCUUCAUAACCGCUUCACAGAGAGCUUCUGCUUGUUCUUUAUCUUGUAUCUCGUGUUGAUGUGCACAGUGCCAAAAGCAGAGUGGCUGCACUGGGAACCCAAUGAAGCCCCGAGGUUUUCUCACCUCGCUGCGCAUUCAGGGAUCUCUCUUGUCCCGGCAGCCACCCAGCUCAGUACUCUUGGGCAGUAACUGGAUACCUUUUAUUUCAACAAACAAAAAAAUUGCUUCCUUAAGUGCUGACAGCCUUUUUAACCAAUACAUUUAAAAAUGUACAGAACUAAAAACUAAAAAAAAUCAAAGACUGAUCUUGUACAGAUAUUAGUGUUACCAGCAUUCGUGUGGAAAUUAAAUGAGCAAAGAAAUAAACCUAAUGUUAAACAACUCUGUACCAUAACAUUUUCUGUAAUGAUAUUGAAACUUAAAUGAAUAAAAAAAAAUCCUCAAUCAUUAUUUAAAA
Molecule: messenger RNA, 3482 nt
Organism: Aquila chrysaetos chrysaetos
Lineage: Eukaryota; Metazoa; Chordata; Aves; Accipitriformes; Accipitridae
Gene: GPHN
Product: gephyrin
Exons: 27
Coding region: 57-2609 (850 amino acids)
Biological process (GO): molybdenum incorporation into molybdenum-molybdopterin complex; postsynaptic neurotransmitter receptor diffusion trapping; establishment of synaptic specificity at neuromuscular junction
Cellular component (GO): cytosol; cytoplasm; postsynaptic membrane
Molecular function (GO): molybdopterin molybdotransferase activity
Source: RefSeq, a predicted model, not a curated record